Messenger RNA from Suillus bovinus, 2076 nucleotides. RefSeq lists its product as uncharacterized. The transcript is spliced from 2 exons. The coding region runs from base 315 to 1877 and encodes 520 amino acids. Lineage: Eukaryota; Fungi; Basidiomycota; Agaricomycetes; Boletales; Suillaceae. The record is from RefSeq and is a predicted model, not a curated record.
CCAUUGGCUUUCCACGAACAAAAACGCAACUGCCUCGAGGCUUAAGAAGAACCUCGUGCUACGCUGGAAAUAGGGCUUGGGAACCUUGCUUGUACAGGCCGCCCAGAGAUUGCCCGAGGAGGGAAUCCUUGUCAGGGAUUUGGUUGGAACCAGCUGGCACCUGUAGCUGAGCCUGGCACUUGUCAGUGAUUAUAUCUAACCUCAUAUGAUUUCCCAUAAAAUUUUGCUAACACAUAGAUCAUAUAUACUGAGCCAGUGAUUAGGGCUAAAGCAACACGCUGAAACGGUGUUUGGUUUUCCGACGUUCAGCCGCCAUGCUCCCUAUCGCUAACUUGAAUCUCAAAGACCUCUACCAAUCAACCUUCGAAUUCUUUGCCUCGCUUGGUCCUUCCUUUUCUUUCAGUGCUGCCAGCGCUGAAGACUCCGUCUCUGACUUAUCUUUUCCGUUGACGCCGACAGACCCGACGCCGAGGAACGAGGAGUCUACUUCAUUACGUGACAGGUUGGAUGCUGCCGAACGAACUGACUCUCACAAUUCGUCAUUUUGUAAUCCUUCGGUUGGCGCCACUGCUGCAGCCUCUACUCUUGAUUCAAUGCGCCGCGAACACGAUGCUAUAAAAAACGAACUAUCCAAAACACAAGCGGAAGUCGCUCGCUGGGAGGAAAAGUAUAAAACCCUCGAGAAAACCCUCAAAGAAACGAGAGACCUUUUGAAGGUCAGAGACCAGGAGAUUCAGGUGCUUAAGGAGCGCGAAAAGCACUCUCCAGAGCGUCAUCUCCGUUCCACCCACUUCGAUCGUCGACGAAGCCGUGAUCCUGCACAUCAGCGAUCAGACUCAUCCCAGUCUGGGCAUGUCCGACUGAGCGCUGACUGGUCAGAGAUCCGUGACGAUACCUUAUCGCAUGCCAACGGCAAUCAUCGCCGCAAUGGUAGUGAGCUUUACCCAGACAACAUGUCUACUGUGUCCGAGGAAGAGCGAGCCCAGUCUCGCAGCUUAGAGACCUUCCUGAACAAGAUCGAUUUGUGGUCUGGAGCGCAGGUCAUACAAGCUGUGCAAGAUCUCAACUCUGAAAUUCUCCAGUUUGCAGCAUCUGCCACAGAACUUUGCACGUUCUUGAAGCAGCGCCCUAAUUCAGCAAAGGUUACGCAAGCUUCCUCUGAAGUUGCCACGAGGUUGGGUGUUGCCCUGAGUCGCUUAUUGGCAACUCGGGAUCACUCCCAAGAUCCUAUGCUGGUUCAGCUAGCUCUUCAGGGUUGCAUCUCGUACUGCAUAUCUAGAGCACUAUCAUCGUUCUGCAUUGGUUACCAGUCCAAGGCCAACAUCAUCCUGACCCAGAUCUAUACACACAUGUUUCACUCAGAACCUCAGCCAACCUCGUCGCGAUGGAGAGCAUUGACUCAUAAACACAUCCAUGAGCUCCACGCCGAACUUAAUGAUUACGCAAUCAAUGAGAUGACGGAAACGAUCUUCCGUUGGUCGCUAGACAUUUUCCUCAUUUCUGGUAGCACCAAUCCGCAGCCCAAUCCGGCUUCCCGCGAGAACUUUCGUGCAUGCUUCGGGGCCCAAGUCAAACGGAUCUCGAAGGCCGCUUGCAGGCUAGCGCAAGUGACGAAGGAAGAGAUUAUGUCGGCGAACUUCGAGGUUAUCGCUGCGGAUAGCGGCCAGCUUUUUGACGGGCAGGAGAUGAUGGAUGCAUUUGAAGACUAUGGAUCGUCGGAUGGCGUUGUUCUGUGCACGACGGAACUGGGCCUACGUUGCUCGACGAGAAAAGCCCCGAGCGACGCGCUAGCUUCGGAAGAAAGCAUAGAUCGGCGUAUACUGUUGCGACCCAAGGUGGUUCUUGAAUCCGUUGUAGAAGUUAUUGACCCACGAUGAUGUCUCUUUUCUUGUUAACAAUUUCUGCUGCAUCUAUGUACUUUACAUAAUCUCAUCUAUCCAUCCAUUCAUCCAUACCAUUCACUGCUCUUGUAUACGUUUCUUUGUACUUAUAUGUACUUACUUUCAUGGACGUUACUAUGGUAUUUAGUAUUAGUAGAUCACUUGGAUAUUGUUUAUCCGUAUUUGAUCCUAAAGC